Messenger RNA from Medicago truncatula (barrel medic), 1348 nucleotides. Its product is annotated as F-box protein SKIP23. NCBI's taxonomy places the organism in Eukaryota, Viridiplantae, Streptophyta, Magnoliopsida, Fabales, Fabaceae. The record is from RefSeq and is a predicted model, not a curated record. Gene Ontology annotation, molecular function: protein binding. Bases 27 to 1097 code for a protein of 356 amino acids. The transcript is spliced from 2 exons.
CAUCAGCAGCUGCAUCAACAUCACCCAUGGCGGACGCAGACUGGUCUGAUCUCCCGAAGGAGCUUCUGAAUAUGAUCUCAGAACGAAUCGACAUCGAAAUCGAUAUGAUUCGCUUUCGAUCGGUUUGUUCCAAUUGGCGUCGCUCUUCCUCCGUCCCAAAUCACCAUCUCAAUUUAACCAUCAAUUUUCCACUCCACAAAUCAUUAUCUAAUUCUACCAUCACUUCAUUCUGUUGCCUCUCCAAACGCAGUAUAUUCCUCAUAAAACCACAGCCACCACAAAAACAACAACAAACCCUAAUUCGUCCUUGGUUAGUUAGAAUAACACAAAACUCAAGUGGCAAAAAGAAACGCUUCGAUCCAUUCUUAUCCCAUCACUCAUCUUCAACCUCUUUUUAUUUGCCUCGCGCCAUUGAUUUCCACAAGCUCUCCGUCCUACAUUUAGGAGCCGAUUUCAUCACAAACGAACUCGCAUUCCACAUGCUGCUCCCUCAAAAGGUAAUUUCCAUUGGAAAACAUUCUCUCUUUCUUGGCAUAUUAAAAAAUUGUACCCCCCAGCUGGUGCUGUUCACUUGCGGCAAUCAGCCUUGGAAGUGGAUCCCUGAAAUAUCCACGACGUCUGGCGACAUCUGUGUGUUUAAAGGGCGGUUUUACGCAGCUGAUAAAUUUUGUAGGACAGUUAUGAUUGGGCCGGAUUCAACGGUUCAGAUGGUUGCUGAACAUGUGGUUCAUGGUGGGGAUAGAAAAUUGUUGGUGGAGAGUGACGGUGAGUUGUUGUUGGUGGACAUUUAUGAAAGUUUAGAUUUUGGUAUUAAUGUUUUCAGAUUUCAUGAGAAGGAGAAGAAAUGGGUGAAGUUGAUGAAUUUAGGGGAUAGGGUUUUGUUUUUGGGCGAAGGAUGUUCGUUUUCUGCAUCAGCUUCGGAUUUGUGUGUUUCCAAAGGGAAUUGCAUCGUCUUUAUCGAUGAUUCCGUCUCCGCUUAUUGGAUGCAAGGUGGGAAUGGUGUUUAUCAUUUGGAUCAAGGUCGGGUUUCGCCUGUGUCUCGUUAUCAUGAAUAUUUCAACUUGUUUUCGCCACCGGAUUGGAUCCUCGAGAGCUGAAAAAAGAAGUGGAAUUUCGGCUGCUGGAUAAGUGUAUGGUUGAUACUUCAACUCUCUUUUCAGCAAGUUGUGAUUAUUCAAGGUGUGUUAUUUUUCUAGGACGAAUGGAUCAGACAAUAUGCAAAUUUAAUAUUUUACUUUUAUGUCCGGACAAUAUGGAAGUGAUACUGCCAAGUUAUAGUUUCUAAUCGAUUUUUUAGUCUUAUUUAGUUCUCAAUGCACUUGUUGGACAUAUUGAAAAGAUUUCUAUA